CGGCCACCCACGCUGGAGGCUCGACACUUCACUUACAACCGCCGAAACGAGCUGAUGAUAGCCGGUCAACGCCUCCCGACAUGUCCCUCGCCUCCCUCGCUUCCUCGCUGAAGCAAUCCACUAUCCGCGACGAUGACGAAAUUCUGCGAGCCGCCGAUGCGGCAUUGAAAUCGUCCAAGAACGAUCUCGAGGCGCAACAUGUGAAGGUUGUGGCAUUGCUGAAACUGGACCGUUAUACCGAUGCCAUUGCCGCUCUCAACGCUGGAGGCGAGCAGCUCAAGGAACGAGCAGGUCUGGAACAUGCAUAUGCUCUGUAUAAAUCCGGGAAUCCAGCGGCGGCAGCGGACCUGGCUGCAAAGGCACAGUCGCGUGGGUACACACAUGUCGAGGCACAGUCGCGGUACCGGACAGAGGACUUUGCGCGAGCUGCACAGCUGUACAAGCAAUUGGCAGGAGACCUAGGCGAUGAUGCCGAAGCAGACUUGCGCAUUAACAGUGGGGCGGUGGACGCACAACUAGAGUGGUCUGGGAGAGGGGAACUGGUAGGAAAGAAGAAGCCGGAGAGAGAAGAUCUGGAAGCAUUCGAAACGGCAUACAACGCAGCAUGUGGGAGCAUAGCACGAGGAGAGCUGGGCCAAGGCGAGGUGCUGCUCAAACGUGCAGCUGAUCUUUGUGCAAGUCUGGAAGACCUGAGCGAAGAGGAACGAGAAGCAGAAUUGUUGCCAAUCCGAGUACAGAGGGUUUACGUGCUCUCCCGGCUGGGAAGAGAGAAGGAAGCAGAGGAAUUGGCUCAGAGUCUGGACGUCAAAUCCAUCAGCGAUGCUGUGACGCGUCACGUUGCACAGGUCAACAGCACUGCCGCAACUUCAACGCCUUCACCAUACAUCGCGGAGCGACUAGUCAGCAAAGACCUCGAUUCCUUCAAACCGGACUACCCUUUCCACUUUCAGACCUCGAUACUGCAACGGAACCGGCAUGCGAUCGCUUUACAAGCAUUGAAAUAUGACGGAACCGCCGAGUCCACAGCAGAGACGCUAAAGAAACAGUCUCUGCCGAGUACAGACGCAUAUGUCGCAUCUCUCUCAGUGGCGAAUGCUGCUGCCCAUGCCAAGGGGAAAAUCGGGAAAGACGCACUUAAGCUCGUGUUGCCCGUGCUUGAGAGACGACCGCAUGACAUCGGGCUUGCUCUCACUAUUGCUCAACUCUACACAUUGGGCGGGAACCCUGCCGCUGCCAUUUCACUGCUGGAGAACUUUACCAAAGGACUCAGCGAAAACGAUGGUGCACGGUUCGCUCCUGGGCUUGUCGCGACUAAGGUCAGCCUGUACCGCAGUCAAGGUCGCAAAGGAAAUGCUCGAGCGGAGCUUACCCAAGCUGCUCUACAUCAUAGACAAAAAGCGCAGCAAAGACCGACCGGCGUCACUCAUCUACUCAAAGCCGCUGGCAAGGCAUCUUUGGAAACAGAGAGCUCUGAUAGCUUGAAAUUGGCGAAGGACAUCUUUGAAGACUUACACGCAGCCGACCCCAGCGAUCGCUAUGCCGCAGCAGGCCUACUAGCAGCGUCACCAGAAACAGCUUCGGAACAAGACCUUGCUUCGUUGACACCUGUACAGCGUCUGGUCAGCUCAAUCGACGUUGACGCGCUCGAAAAUGCAGGCGUAGCACAACUUCCAUCUGCCGCUCCCACGACACGUAAAAGACCUGCAGAGGACUCGAAACCGAAGAAAGCCAAGAAGUUGCGCAAGUCGCGAUUACCCAAAGACUAUGAUCCGAACAAGAAAUCAGAUCCGGAGCGAUGGCUGCCUCUCCGUGAUCGCAGCACGUACCGACCCAAGGGAAAGAAGGCCAAAGCGAGACAAGCGCUGUUCUCACAAGGAGCUGUUGCGAACGAAAGUGAGGGUAGCCGGCCCGCGACACCUGGCGGAGAAGUAGUCCAGCAAAAACAAAAGCAAGGCGGCGGAGGAGCAAAUAAGAAGAAAAAGGGCAAAGGUGGCAAAUGGUAGCCCACUGAUGCCCGUGCGCAUGCACAAUAUGGUAAACACAGAUAGCUUCUUGUGCAUAUGGCAAUAUUUGACCUGCCAGCCUAGCCCAGCCCAGCUCAGCUCGAACUGAACGAAACGCCCAGUCCCGAACAACACACGCAAAGAGCGUGUUCAGUGCUGCUGAAUCUCCAGGUUAUAGUCCCUGUCUGUCACCGUAUCUUGUCAUUCUCUCCUUUGGCAAAGUUCCAUCAUGAACCUGUCGCCUCAACUCUUUGCAUUCAUCGGUUUGCAUGCAAUUCACAGGCCCUUCUUGUCUACGCUUCGCAAUCUCUGCCGCUCCGCGAGCUGUUGCAAAGGUGUAUGUGUUUGUCCAAUGUCCAUCAGCAAGAGUGGCGUCGUCAACUUCAUUCAGCGAAAAAAGGACUUCCUCUUCUACCAUAUCAUGUAGCGCUUCCCUCAGCGCGACUCUGAGUCCUGAUGUAUUAGCUGAAGGCCCAGAGAGUACA
Molecule: messenger RNA, 2488 nt
Organism: Cercospora beticola
Lineage: Eukaryota; Fungi; Ascomycota; Dothideomycetes; Mycosphaerellales; Mycosphaerellaceae
Gene: SRP72
Product: signal recognition particle subunit SRP72
Biological process (GO): SRP-dependent cotranslational protein targeting to membrane
Cellular component (GO): signal recognition particle, endoplasmic reticulum targeting
Molecular function (GO): 7S RNA binding; protein binding; ribosome binding
Source: RefSeq, a predicted model, not a curated record